ACAUACUCAAGUCGCAGGCCCACUUCCCAGCCUUUUAGGUUCAAAUCAAAUCCGACUCGCUCCUUGAAACUGCACUAGUACUUUUCCAUCAUCAAGUCCUCGCUUCCUUGGUCCAUUUCCUUCAGCCAUGAGCAGCGGUUCCCCGACCGCAUAUCUUGUAUGGUCCAUACUAUCAUGCUUGUUCUUCUGCUUCCUCAUAUUUCAUCUUUGGAAAUACGACAGAUUCCAAUGUCUCAAGUGGAGCGAGUCUGGGAGACAGCCUGGCGCAUUCAAGCGGUUUAUGUCGUACACCUACAUAGCAACCUUGACUCUUCUCGUGAUCUUCAGCGUGGCAUACACAUACAUAAAGUUCAAAGAAGGCUAUAUUAUCACCCCAGAUGGGACUAUCUAUCCAAAACCUAUCGAGUUCUACACACCAACUCACAGAAAGUGGAUAUUGCCUCUUCUGUUUUUGUUCAGCGCAGCAUGGGCUUGUGAGCUAUUUCAUGUUCAUUGCUCCUUAGAAUUAACAUUCUGGCUCUUCCUCCUCCAUCAAGGCCCUAAGAUGCGUCUUUGGUUUGAUAGCUGGGAGUUCCGGGUUUGGCUACUUGGCACAGUUGUAGCGGGUCUAGGCAUGCCCUUGACUACUCUUAUUGCCCGUCGACAGCUUGAUACGUGUCAGGCUUGGAUAUUUCUAGUCGGGUCUUCCGCAUCGACGGCAACUACCCUUUUGUUCUUGUAUGUUCUUGCACGGUUUCCAGAGUUCAUUUGUCGAGUGAAAGCGGAUGGAGGGGAGCCGAACAUUGUCUUACGCCUCGUCAUGUUUUACCAGUUGAAUUUCGGACGAGUCUUGUUCAGGUUCUUGUUUACUAUUCCGCUCUUCGUUUUGGCAGUGGACGGGGUGCAAGGAAGUCACCCGAUCAACCAGGAUCCUUUUUGGUCAGAUUUCUUGAUAGUGUUGGGUGGGAUCGGCUGCUUUGUCUCUUCGUUCAUGACCCUUUUGAUAUUCUUCCCCCGGUCACUCACCCAAGAGCUGGGUUAU
Molecule: messenger RNA, 1021 nt
Organism: Suillus clintonianus
Lineage: Eukaryota; Fungi; Basidiomycota; Agaricomycetes; Boletales; Suillaceae
Exons: 12
Source: RefSeq, a predicted model, not a curated record